CUCACACACACUGUUCCUCACCAGCCCAAGCUCAAACACAGCUGCAGAGUGGAUGGAGAGAAAUGCGACAAGUCGUGGAUAAAUGUGUUCAACCAUACAGCGUGCUAAUAUUAUUGUCUUCGAGGCAACCCAUCGGCCGAGAGUCAAGUCCACAUGGCCACUGCAUUAUUUCAGGAACAUUUCGUGAUAUCUCAGAGGGCAUGGGGCACUGACUAAAGUCCACCAGCACUGUCCUCAACAAACACACUUAAAUAAUUUCACUCUCACCAUCUUCUGUGUUAUGCACAUUACUGUUGUAACUAAAUCAACAAAGUAUGCGACAAUUUUCAUAUUCUCCCUUCGUUGCAUGACGAUUAUAAAUAAAAAAACGGGAACUAGAAAUUACGGGAAUUCGUAAUAAAAAUCUAAAUAUAUUCUACGUGUUAGCAAGUACAUUGUCUGCGACUGUUUGUAAAGCAUAAAGUUACAUGAUAAAUAUAUAUUUUAUUAUUUUGUUGUUUCCCUUCAACGUGACUUUACCGAAAAAACUAAGAAUAUGAAUUACUGCAGUCACGAAAGCUUUAAAUCAAAAUUUACAUGAUUCCAGUUUGUUUUCAGGGUCUAUAACGCAGGGACAGCUUCUACCGGGAAGGCGAACAUGUCCUCCGACUCAAGCGAGCCGCUCCAGUUUGACAUAGAAGUGUCCGCUACCGAGGGAAACAGAGAGGCAGCGACGGUGGCAAAGUUGCCUCCGCCGUGUCUGGCCAGAGCCCUCGAAAUCAGCGUCACGAACGACGUGUCCGGCGUCCAAAACCCUGGGCUGGAGUUCUUCUCUGACCUUCUAAGCGCCAACACCAUUCCCGCCCAACCGCUCGAGCGCGUGGGCACAGACACGCGUGGAGCGUCCAAAGAGCCCGGCUGCCUGAGCGAGAUCUGGUACGGAGCGCCGCCACCGCCACCGCCGCCGCCGCCACCCGUACCUGUAGCGGAGGCGUGCGACGAAGCGCCCCGUAGCGACAACGACGCGGAGAGGUGCGGCGCUGACGUGCGCGGCGACGCCGAAUGCGUGUGGACCGGCCCUGCCGGGGACUCGGACGCAGACGCCGACCCCGGCGAGGGCUCCAUGCCCCCGGCACCCUCGUGCAUCGCGCGCUGCAGCAAGCACGGCGCACACCUGCGCGUGUACUGCGCGGACGAUGGGCAGGUCAUGUGCGUGCGAUGCCAGACCUCCAUGCGGCACAACGGGCACAGGAUCCUGUCCGAUGUUGAGGCAGCGGAAACGAUGCAGGCCUCCCACCACGAUUGGCUGGAGAAGUUGACGAAGAGAAAAGAAUGGAACAUACAAAUCAUUGAAGCCAUUAAGAAGACGUCCACCGAGGCAGCAGAGGAGGCGGAGCGGGCAAAGCGGCGCGCCGGCGUGCAGUACCAGGCGCUCAUCAGCCUGCUGGAGGACGAGCGGACGCAUGUGCUGCGGCUCAUCGGCGAGCGCCAACUCGAGCGGCGGCGCCGGCACGAGCUGCUCAUGCUCGCGAUCGCUCGCGAGACACAGGGACUACAGAGCGCCAUUGAUUCGCUGCACGCAGCCGUGACUGCACAGGCCUUGCCGCACCAAACGCUGCAGGCAUUCAAGGCUAUCCAAGAAAGCUUGAAAGGCGCGGAAAAAGAACCACCAGACAUCACGCAGAAUCAAAACAACGGACUGCAGGCAGUGUUCGAAUCUGAAGCGAAAAUCUCAAAACUGCUCAAGGCAUUUGAACCAAAGCUAACGGAGGUGAUGCUUGACCCCGAGACGGCGCACCCCAACCUGGAGAUCUCUGCGAACGGCGUGGAGGUGCGGUGCGUGCGGAUGCGCCGAGACGUGCCCGAGGAACCGGGCCGCUUCCUCUCCACCCUCAACGUGCUGGCGUGCCGUGGCCUGCCCGCUCUCACCCACCAUGGCUGCUGCUACUGGGAGGUGGUCGUCGCCGGCAAGACCGGCUGGACGGUGGGCAUGGCGUACGCAUCGGUGCCACGCGUCGACUGCAGCCGGUUGGGCCGCAACUCAGGCUCGUGGGCGCUGGAGCUGCACAACGGCGUCUACACGGCGUGGCACGGCGGCGUGGCCGAACCGCCGCUGGCGCUCGCCGUACCCAGGCCCACCGUCGUGGGGGUGCUGCUCGUCGAGGGGGCGGGGACGCUGGCGUUCUUCGACGCCGCCAGCAUGGCCCUGCUCCACGCGUUCCACGCCCGCUUCCUCGAGCCGCUCUACCCGGCGCUCAACCCGCACAGCUGUCGGGAGCAGCGCAACACGGCGCCCCUGAGGCUGGUGGAACCGGACCGCGCGCAGCACUCCGAUUCCGUCGCCACCGCCACUACCGCCGCCGCCACGAAGCCAUCGUUCAAGCUUGUGCUGUCUGGCCUUUUUAGCUGACUGUAGGCCCUAGGGAUAAGAUUUUUUUCUUGUUUAAACGUCCUGAGCAAGGGUUCGAAAGGCUCAAAACAUGACUGAGCCAGCAACAACAGCACGAUCAAAGCUGUAAUAAUAAAUAAGAGUUAACACGAAAGCAGUGAAGUGGCUCGGGGUGGAAUAACACCAUACCGAAUCACUGAGCUCCACUGCUCAGAUCCAGGGUCGAGGUUGUGUAUUAGUUGCCUGUAAUUAAGAUGCUGUCCAUGUAAUUAUAGAGUAUAGAUAGUCUCAUAUUGGUGGUUUUAACUUAAUGAAGCUUAUUCUAGUUGUAAUAAUUAUAAAUGUUCAGUUUGAUUGCCAUGUAGUAGAAAUGAGGAUAUCUGUGUUGUUCUGUCACGUCACUUUCUAGAGACCAUUCUCUACCAGGGCAUGAUGAAUUGCUUUCAAUAAGUGAUUCAAACGAAAUUGCCUUUGUCUCAUUGAAAGUCCCAAUAUCGCAAAUGAAAUAUAAUUGGGGAAAAGAACGGAAGCAAAGACAUAUGAAUGUAGCCCAGGCGAGAGAUUUUCGGCAUUAUUGGCCAACCAUAUGAGAUUGUAGCCAAAGAAAAUAAUGGAGGCAAUAUUUCACGGGAAAGAGCUUCAUAGCUCAUCGGAUUCCUUCAGUACAAAUAAAUAUUCAGAUUCUGAUAUCACGGCAGCUUCACAUGGAGGCAUCCGCAUAACUCUGCCUUUUUUAUUUCCUCUUCAAUGAUUUACCAUCAGCUUUCUCUCUUUCAUUACAGUCCCCAUCUUUGUCUCCUUCACGCCUAAUGGCAAUAAAUAACUUUUGCCAAAUAAAAAAAUGGGAGGAAACUUUAUUUUAAACGGCUCCUCUUCCGCCCCCGAUUGCUCGUGUUCUUUUACGCGAUUCACACCACGCCGACGUGUGCAUGUGCUGCGACACAGUAAACUAUUUAAACUUUUUUACCAGGUAAAACCCACUGAGCUAUACAGCUCUUUUUCAGAAGCGACCUGCUCAC
Petromyzon marinus (sea lamprey) is the source of this 3387-nucleotide messenger RNA. RefSeq names its product E3 ubiquitin-protein ligase TRIM7-like. Lineage: Eukaryota; Metazoa; Chordata; Hyperoartia; Petromyzontiformes; Petromyzontidae. Gene Ontology annotation, molecular function: zinc ion binding; protein binding. The record is from RefSeq and is a predicted model, not a curated record.